AUGGCUGCUGACGUUCACAAGAGCUCCUCACCGCGCGGCGCCGCAACCGGAAAAGGAAAGUACGGGCCCUCCCUGGCUGCUUUUCAGGGUCUGCGCAGGCGCGUUGUGCUCACCUUCGCGACAGGAGGGAGUUUUACGGCUCGUGGGCGGGGCUUUGGAUUGGCGGCGGGAAGUUCUCAUUUGCAUUUAGGCUCUUUAAUAACCUCUUUCCGCUUCCAUACGCAACCGAUUAUCACCCUCUUCGAAGGAGGACCCCAGGCCGGAACCAGAGAAAGUCUGGGGGUGGGCAGGGUGCCCAUCUGGACCAUCCUCCUGCUGGUGCCGCCCUUGGGAGGCCUAGGACCACCCUUCUGCCCAAGGGAGACUUUCUACUUCCUCAUUGCCAUCAUGAAGGUGCUGAGAAGCAAAAAUGAUGGCACUCUUUACACCGCAGAUGAUCUUUUGGUGUGUCCUGCUGAGGCUCUAGGCUGCUUCUGGCUGGAGCUGUCUGUGAUUGGGUUUGAGGAGGGCCCAUCCAUGGAGACUGCUGUGUUCCGGCUACAGCGCCUAUUGGAUGCCCUGGGGUCCUGGCUGUGGGUGACUGGCUGGGGCCCUUGUCCACCCUGUGGAGGAUACCCUCAGAGACCUGUCCAUCUUUUUCUGGCCAAACUCUUGGAGUUAAAACAGGGGGCUUGUGCUCAGCAUCUGCCCUCAGCAUGA
This is a messenger RNA of Mesoplodon densirostris (Blainville's beaked whale), 699 nucleotides long. RefSeq lists its product as uncharacterized. The record is from RefSeq and is a predicted model, not a curated record. The transcript has 5 exons. Lineage: Eukaryota; Metazoa; Chordata; Mammalia; Artiodactyla; Ziphiidae. Bases 1 to 699 code for a protein of 232 amino acids.